Nestor notabilis (Kea) is the source of this 1044-nucleotide messenger RNA. RefSeq names its product solute carrier family 35, member E1 (gene SLC35E1). Gene Ontology annotation, molecular function: antiporter activity. Lineage: Eukaryota; Metazoa; Chordata; Aves; Psittaciformes; Psittacidae. Bases 9 to 812 code for a protein of 267 amino acids. Gene Ontology annotation, cellular component: Golgi apparatus. The record is from RefSeq and is a predicted model, not a curated record. The transcript is spliced from 5 exons.
AAGCAACGAUGCCGAUAUGGGUGGUUCUUCUUUCGCGGAUCAUUAUGAAGGAGAAGCAGACGACGAAGGUGUACUUGUCUCUGAUCCCCAUAAUAACCGGUGUCCUGUUGGCCACUGUCACGGAGCUUUCCUUUGACAUGUGGGGGCUCAUCAGCGCACUUGCUGCUACGCUGUGUUUCUCACUUCAGAACAUCUUCUCGAAGAAGGUGUUAAGAGAUUCCCGAAUACAUCAUCUUCGGUUGCUGAACAUACUCGGGUGCCAUGCUGUGUUCUUCAUGAUCCCAACGUGGGUUUUGGUAGAUCUUUCUUCCUUCUUAGUAGAGAAUGACUUGAGCACGAUGUCUCACUGGUCCUGGACCUUGAUGCUGCUUAUUAUCAGUGGAUUCUGUAACUUUGCCCAGAAUGUCAUUGCCUUCAGUAUCCUGAACCUGAUCAGCCCACUAAGUUACUCUGUUGCAAAUGCCACCAAACGAAUCAUGGUCAUCACAGUGUCCCUUAUAAUGCUUCGCAAUCCGGUUACGAGCACCAACGUCCUCGGGAUGAUGACAGCCAUCCUAGGGGUCUUCUUGUAUAACAAGACAAAAUAUGAUGCAAACCAAGAAGCAAAGAAACAGUUACUUCCAGUUACAACUGGAGACCUUGUGAACCUGGACCGGCAUCGAAACACUCCCGAGAAGUCUCAGAAUGGACUUACAGCGUUUGCACCACACGGAGACUAUCAGUAUGGUCGAACCAAUAUCUUAACAGACCACUUCCAGUAUAACCGGCAAAACUAUCCAACUUCCUACAACUUAAAUCGUUUUGAUAUAUAGAGUCCUGGCAAACAGGUAUAGACUGUGAUAUCAGAGUGUCCCCAACAUUAUCAGAAACUUUUUAGUACAUCCAUGAAUGUAAAGCCAUUUUAUUGUACAGGUUUUGCAGAAGAGAAGAUGCAUGUGUAGUGAAAGCGGUACAGACCUUCAACUUCUGCUGAGCAGAGCUUGGACGUGAAACAGCUCCAUCUGACACUGGAACUAAACACACGUUGUAGCUCUUGUACAGAGA